GGGCGGGAUUGGAGGCCUAGUCCCGCCUCUGCGCUGCUCCGCGAAGGUGGAGGAGGCCCUGCACACUCCUGCUGCUGACUGACUCCCAGGCGGCGGGUGGCAGUUGUCAAAGGCCACGGAGGGCCGGAGAUGCCUCCCCGGUGGGCCCCCCGCCAGCCCAUGCCUCCCCUGCUGCUGCAGCGGCGGCAGCCUCAGCCCCCUUAGCGCCAGGGCAGGUGUCUUCCUGUGAACUGCACUUGUUUGAGUCUUAUGGGAGGCCAAAAAAUCAUGGAUCUCACCAUGGAAGAACUUUGAUCAGGAUCCACAUGAUAUGCUUUUAGGAGUGGGGAAUGAACAUGGAUAAUUUCAUACCUAUCAACAGGAAGAACCUCUCUUCAGCAGCUAAUAUGUCUGGUCUCCUUGCGUACCAACUGAACUUAACUAGCAGUUCACCUUCCAUGUCAAUUAAUAAACUUUUCCCAGCCUUGUUACAAUGCUUUGGCAUUAUUCUUUGUGGAUACAUAGCUGGAAGAGUUAACAUAAUUACGUCAAAUCAGGCCAAAGGACUUGGAAAUUUUGUCUCCCGUUUUGCACUCCCAGCUUUAUUGUUCAAAAACAUGGUUGUGCUGAAUUUUUCCAAUGUGAAUUGGUCCUUCCUGUACAGCAUCCUUGUUGCCAAAGCUUCGGUGUUCUUCUUAGUCUGUGUUCUAACGUUCUUGAUAGUCACUCCUGAGAGGCGGUUUAGCAAAGCUGGACUGUUUCCUAUCUUUGCUACUCAGAGCAAUGACUUUGCACUGGGAUAUCCUAUAGUUGAAGCAUUGUAUCAAACUACAUAUCCAGAAUAUCUCCAGUACAUUUACUUGGUUGCACCAAUAUCUCUUAUGAUGCUAAACCCUUUAGGAUUCAUCUUUUGUGAAAUCCAGAAAUCAAGAGACAAUCAGAGUCUUUCUCAUAGCAAAAUCAAGAUUGUGGGACUUGGACUUCUUCGAGUGAUACAGAACCCUAUUGUAUUUAUGGUCUUCAUAGGAAUUGCCUCAAAUUUCAUUCUCAACCAAAAGAUUCCUGAAUAUUUGGAAAACUUCCUUGAUGGGCUUGCCAGCUCAUUUUCAGGUUCAGCACUUUUUUAUUUGGGCCUCACGAUGGUGGGCCAAAUCAAGAAACUGACAAGGAGUACAUUUGUUGCACUGAUUCUUCUCAUCACAGCUAAACUACUGUUGAUGCCACUUCUAUGCAGGGAAAUGGUGGAAUUGUUGGACAAGAGUGACAGCUUGGUCAACCACACCAGCUUAUCAAACUAUGCAUUUCUCUAUGGAGUCUUUCCCGCAGCUCCUGGCGUGGCUAUAUUCGCAACACAAUUUAACAUGGAAGUAGAAGUUAUAACUUCAGGAAUGGUGAUCAGCACUUUUGUUUCUGCCCCUAUCAUGUAUGUUUCUGCCUGGCUAUUAACCAUUCCAUCUAUGGAUCGAAACAGACUGGCAUCUGCAAUCCAAAAUGUUAGCUUUGAUAUUAGUAUUGUCAGUGUUGUCUCUUUGAUCUGGUCCCUUGGUGUUAUUCUGUUGAGUAAAAAGUAUAAACAGCUUCCUCAUAUGCUCACAACUAACUUACUUGUUGCACAGUUUGUAGCCUGCAUUGGAAUGAUAAUCUGGAAUUUCACUAUUGAGGAGAGAAGCAUCCCUAUACAAAUUCUUGUGUUCAUCUUCCUGUACAGUUCACUUUACAGUGCUUUUUUGUGGACGGGUCUCUUAUCUUUCUCUCUGCUGCUUUUAAAAAGAAGAGAAGCCAUAAAAAUCCCUGUUGGAUUUAUCAUUAUAGCUGGCUGGGGCAUCCCAGCAGUUCUUGUUGGUAUCCUACUAAUAGCUGGUAAACACACUGAUGAUAUUGAUUCAGCAUUUUUUUAUGGAAAUUAUCAGAUGAUUACCACAGCAGUGGUUGUAUCCAUCAGCAUACUCAUAUCUGGGAUAUCACUCAUGUGUAUGAACAGAUCAGGAGUUGAAGCCAACUAUGAGGCAUUGAACCAGCAGUCCCAACACAGAGAAACAGAGGAACCUGAAAGAGAAGUCAGUGAACAAAGUAGAUCUUCAAUCAGUGCUUCCCAUUCUGUGAUAGACACUUCCAUAGAAAGAGAGUGCUGCACGUGCCAAAAGGAGAAUAGAGGGUUAUGCUGUUCUGAAAGAGAGGCAACAUGUAGUACUAAUGCCCAUGAUAACUUCUCUCUAUCUAUUGAGACAGCCAAUCGAUGUGUGAGUCCAUGCAGUUCUGAGAGGUGUGUACUGGUUCAGGAGGAACAGCUUCUGCAAACAGGAGACAAACAGCUGGCUAGACAUGUGUUGCUAUGCCUGUUACUCAUUGUGGGCCUCUUUGCUAAUCUAGCCAGCUGUUUGUGGUGGUUGUUCAAUCAAGAACCUGGAAGACUUUAUGUCGAAUUGCAGUUCUUUUGUGCUGUAUUUAAUUUUGGUCAGGGAUUCAUUUCUUUUGGAAUUUUUGGCCUAGAUAAACAUUUAAUUAUUCUUCCAUUCAAGAGGAGGUUUGAAUUUCUCUGGGGUAGCAGAACAGUGGAACGCAGGGAGUCAUCUGUACCUGAGGAAAUCCGGAUGACAUGCCAACAAUUUGUUAAUUAUCACAAAGAUACGUGUGUAAGGAGCAUUGUCCAAGACAGAAGGUGUGGCACAAAGACGGUGACUGGGGUCUUCUAUGGCUGUGACCUGGUGAAUUGGCUCAUUGAGGUUGGGCUUGCCUUAGACCGUGGAGAAGCUGUGGCGUAUGGAGAAAGACUCGUGAAAGGAGGCAUCAUCCACCAUAUUGCUUACGAAUUUGAAUUUCGGGAUGAGCAGUUGUACUACCGUUUUAUCCCUCGGAGAUAUCCAACAAAAGAGGGUCAUGGAAAUGAGGAAGUGCUUAGAAGCUAGCCAAAGAGAAAGUGUGGUCAAGCUCUUUGCUGACAUGCAAAGGCACAUUUUCAAAUGAUGUCUUUACAGUUAUCACAUGGUUCUGUUUGUCUUCUACCCAAAGAGAAUUGUUGUUUCAUGUUUUGAAUGCUGACGAAUACAAAUCACUUCAGGGAAUUAUUUUAAAUCAUGGAAAAUUCAAAAACAUAAAAUGCUCAGUUUUGUUUUUGGAAAGAACAAUGAUUUCAAAAUAUAGUUUCCUUGCCUGUGGAUACAUCAGAUCUUGUGGGGUCUGUUCUGUCUUCUCUUCAUUUUAAAUAUGGUUUUGUAUCAUAUGAUGCACUAGUUAAAAGGAGGGAGGUCAGCUAUUUAAAUAUUUUAGUAGAGACUAUUCACUUUUGAAAAUGAAAUUCUCUAUUUAUACAAAAAUAGCAACUGUGAAGUUUGGCUUGUUGGUACAUAAGGACUGAGAAAUUAGUGGAUGGUUUUUGCUGUUUGUAGUCUUAGUUCCCAUGUGAGUGAGUUAGAAUAAAAAAGUAUCUUGCAGUCCUUGUACUGUUAGGCCCAAUGAAGCCGGUAUUUGCAGGGCCUAUUGCCCAAAUAUAAGUGUGUUGCCUUCAUAAAUGGCUCUUAAAAGUAACUAGUUUCUAACUCCCGGAAAAUAACACAUGAUUUCACAAACUCCAAAGUACUAAUAGAGCCUUGCUUCAUUGAUGUCUAUGAGGGUGUGGUUACUUUACUCCUUUAGACCAACAGCCUGUUUAAAAGAGAACACCAAAUACUUGAAUUAUAUUUGAGUACUACUUUCAUUAUGCAACUUAAAGAAUUCUGAUUUUUUUUUAAAAAAACUUGUAAUACAGAUUUGAGAAACUGUCUUCAUGCCAACAACUCCAUGCCCCUUCAACAUUUUUAAUGCUUGCAUUUUCUUUUCAUAAAGAAAAAUUAUGAAGGCUUUUUCUUCCUGCUUUUUUCACUCUUAAGCUGGUAUUACAGGAUAAUAACAGUAGAGAAUGACCAUCUUAUUUACCGUUUUCAAACAGCAGAAUUUUAAAUAUUGUCUAGAGAUGUAUCAAUCACCAUUUUUACUGAAACACUUUGGCAUAUGACUACUACUGUCAUGUCCCAUGAACACUCUGUUGAAUUCAUUUCUUGUCAGAUGGUUGGUAUAAAUAAUUUAUUUUUAUAGUUAUUUGGGCAGUAUUAGAAAAAACAGGCUUCUCCAACUUGUGGCUGUUACCCCCUAAGUGUAGAAACAUAUCCUGACAGCCUAAUAAGUAUGUCAGUACCCACAACAGCAUGUACUGCAACAUGCAUGAAAAAUGUAAAGAGAAACUACUGCUUUUUUGUUGUGAGACAAGCAGUCCAAGCAGUGUCAAUGGCACGCAUGAACUUUCACAUUGACAAAUUAUUCUGUAUUGUAUAAAAACUGACCUAUGCUUAUCUUCCAGAGUGAAGAAAAACUUUUUAAGUGAUGUUUUAAUCUCAGUUGCAGCUCAAAUGGAAUAAAUGCUGCUAUUACAUUUCUGAACGAAACAUAUUUCUAUGUAACUUGAGAAGAAAAUUAUGGACAUUUUGGAAGUAGUUGGUAUUUCUCCAUUGUUGGUGUUUCAGUUUCUCAAUAAAAUCAGAUGUUCUAUCUU
Messenger RNA from Sceloporus undulatus (fence lizard), 4504 nucleotides. RefSeq names its product G protein-coupled receptor 155 (gene GPR155). Gene Ontology annotation, biological process: intracellular signal transduction; transmembrane transport. Bases 330 to 2885 code for a protein of 851 amino acids. NCBI's taxonomy places the organism in Eukaryota, Metazoa, Chordata, Lepidosauria, Squamata, Phrynosomatidae. The record is from RefSeq and is a predicted model, not a curated record. The transcript has 17 exons. Gene Ontology annotation, cellular component: membrane.